Messenger RNA from Trypanosoma cruzi, 2247 nucleotides. RefSeq lists its product as uncharacterized. The record is from RefSeq and is a predicted model, not a curated record. Lineage: Eukaryota; Euglenozoa; Kinetoplastea; Trypanosomatida; Trypanosomatidae. The transcript has a single exon. Gene Ontology annotation, molecular function: Hsp90 protein binding. The coding region runs from base 1 to 2247 and encodes 748 amino acids.
AUGAGUGAUACGGAUUGCCUGGAGCUGCCCUCAUUCGAGGCCUUUGACACGGAGGAUCGUCCGCCGCCACCAUCUAUUGAAGACUACCCGAUUGGAUGCGAGGUGGAGCUUGUUGACAUUGGCCCUGCGAAGAUAGCGCAAACAAACGAGUUGUGGGAACCAUUCAUGGAUGAAUUAUUCGGACAAUGUCGACGGUCUGUACGGGUGGUGCGUCACCAAGGCGACUACACGUUUGUUGUUUGCGAAACGGACCCGGAGUUGAUUAUUGGCUGCACUUUAUACCGUGCCUGCCUCAGUGAGCCCAAGGUGCGCUUCAAGAAGUACAUUCCAACCCAUCAUGCGGAAGGUGCAAUUGUGAAAAUGAGUGUUAAUACGCGAGAAGGUAAUGAUAAGGGCCUCUUUGAGCUUUACUCCAGUGCUACCGAGGACGAUAGCCAUGAUUUGGAGGGCGUUGCAAUUAUAGGGAAUUCCAUCCGUGGAAACGAUCCAGCUUCUGCAAAGAUAAAGGGGACUCAGCGAUCUCUAACAGCGGCCGAAGCGACGCGACGUUCGCGUUGCAAUGAGGUAGAAAACAAGCAUGAGGCACCGAUUCCAGAGAAGGCGGAUGCGGUACGUUGUAAAUAUAACUACGCCACAAGGAAGGCAUAUGAGGCUCUCAGCAAAGAAAAUUACAGAGAGGCGGUGCGAUACUACACUAAAGCACUCAAAUAUAGCAGUGAUGGUGGAGCGAGAUGUUUAUCAAACCGUUCUGUUGCAUAUCUCGGAAUGAGAAAUUUAGAAGCCGCCUUCAAGGAUGCUACACGUGUGAUUGAGUUAAUACCUCAAAGUUUUUUAGGCUACGUGCGUGCGGGUAACACAUUGCGUGGCAUGAAACGCUUUGAGGAGGCGAGAACUUAUUAUGAGAAGGCGCUCUCGCUCGAUCCCGGCAACGAGACACUUAAGUAUCUUUUAUUAAGUAACUUUAUCAUGAUGUUGUACGCCUCCAAAUAUGAGCAUCGAAAGGCAGCAUCUAUUGCAUUGGAUCGUCGUACGUUAAAUGUGAUUCUCCAGGCAAAAAAAGACUUACGAGCCGGUGAAUUGGCAUGGGUUGAAUCAUCCGGGGCAGUUGUUUCACUGAAGCAGUAUGACUAUUUAAGUGGUGGUGGCGGAGUGGGUCCCAGUGGUAAUCAUGGUAAUAACACCACACCGCAAUUCUGUUCUCAGUGCUUCCGACCUCUUACGAAAAUUGAGGAAUUUUGCGAGAGAUUGUCGGAUGUUGAGCCUUCCAUUCUUAAAAGAUUAUAUAACGAGCACCAUAUUGUGCAGUGCAACGGUCAUUGUGGAGUUUUAUACUGUUCGGAUAGUUGUCGUUCCAAGGCGUGGGCGGCGCACCAUUGGGUGGAGUGUGUAACUCAAGGAAAGUGGUCUGAGGCGUACCGCCAACUCCCUGGGCUUCUAAGAGAUUUUGUUGCGUUUUGCAACGGGGCGGCGAACAGCAAUUGUCAAGGCGGUAACGAAUAUUUUCAUGGACAGGAAACCAGAUUGCCUUCUUUUACGGAGGAGAAGGUUAAUGUCAUCGUAGCCUGUGUUCGCCUGGCCUGUCGCAUGUUUUCCAAGAUUCUAAGCAAUGGAAGGCCCUUGGAGGAUGCCGUUAAUAUUUUUGAGUGGAUGCUUCCCAGGGAAUGUACGUACAAUUCCAAUCUUGACUGUCAUCCGACCAACGUGGAGCAGAAGAUUGUUAUUAAAAAGAUAUUGACCCCUGUUUACAACAUAUUUCAGCAAUGCUUUACAAGUGAGGAGAAACAUUAUUUAUCCUUCAUUGUUUUUUUCCACUCUUACGAGCGUGCUCGAUUUAAUUGUGUGAAGCUGCGUGUAUCCGCAUGGCCUGCAAUUCAGGCGAAAGCGGGAAGUUACAUUGACCUUAUGAAGAUGCGAAGGAGUAAUAGCGGCUCCACGUCUAUGCUUAGUUCGGCGUCGAGGGAUAGCAUGCCGGAAGGGCCAUCCGAACCUCAAAUCAGUCAGUUGGAACGCAUUGUGGCAACUCCGGCGGAGUCCAUGCCGGGGUAUUUUGAGUGCCUGGGUGUCUUCAAGGUGUUUGCGGCAACAUUUUCUCCAUUGUGUGCACAGCAGGAGAAGCAGGCAUACUACAAUGUGAGGGUACGGCCCAUUAUUGAGCCAGGCGCCAUUAUCCACAUUGAUGUUACGGAAAAUAUCCAAAGAAAUGAGCAACUCGUCUCGGACCGGUCCAUCAACGAGGCGAUUGCAUGA